UCACCUGACGAGUUAAACUCCCCUUUUUAUGUGAGGUUGAAGCAGAAAGUCUGAGUUAACAAAGAAAGUUGUUUAUAAUUUGCGAUACCUGUUAUCUCUGACUGAGGCUUUAGUUUUUGUUGAGCUGAUUUACACGUAGAAACUUUGUUCAGGAAGAUUUCUCAGUAGCUCAGAGGACUGGCUGCUUUUUACACAACCUUGUAAGAGAAUGUCUGUCAAUGCUUUCAGCAGAAUUUAGAAACACAACACUUCCUAAACAGAUAUUUUGAGGCUGUGAGGUUGAACUUUUGAGAGUCUAUCAGUGUGUUUGUUUGUGGUCUUUCUGUUUCUAGGUGGAAGCUGAAUUAGUGAGGAUGACUCCUGCUCCUGUCAUCUCUAAGCUCCUCACACAUCUUUACCUGCACGAGGAAAAUCACUCCUGUAGAAUGCAGGUGUGUUUGUCAUUAUUAUAAAAAGAUGUUGCCUGGUGACCUGUCAGAAACCCAUUAUACAGAGUCAGCCAAAAUAAUGUUUACACACAUCAGGAAAAGGAAAACUUGCACAAAUAUUUCAGUACCAAAUUUAUUCAAAUAUACAUUUUAUGUUAGAUUUCUUCAGUAAUUUAAUGAGAGUUAUCAGCAAAAAUCAAGUGUUCAUUUGAUGAACUUCAUUUCCUAAAACAUCCAGAAUUGGAGCUCAUAUCUUUGGCAGCUGUAAAGUUUCUGCUCCUUCAAAGUUCACAACACAAUGAAUGAAUUCCUGAAACACUCUCAAUGCUGGAGAGCGUUUGUGAUGCUGAAGCAGUGAGCAGUUUUUCCGUUUCUUCUCUGGAGAUGCACAAUGAGGGACGUCUGUGGAGACUGAGAAAGAGUCUCACCACAUCCUGACACGAGGAAAAAGACUUUACUGAAGACUACAAUGAGAAAAACUAUCAGACAGCAGACGGCUGCAUUCAAGUCUGUAGCUGCUGAAUUCAUGGAUGAAUCAUCUGGCACUAGAGAGGAAGACCAUCAAACAUCCACAUCAGCUGAUGGAGGUCCAAGAGUCUCACUGGACAAACAACCUACAUCUAUGAAGCCAGAUGAAACUAAUCAGCUAGCCAGACUGCAAGAUUGUCUUAAGGACAUAAAGACCUGGAUGACCUAUAAUUUCUUACUACUAAAUUCAGACCAGACUGAAGUCAUUUUAUUUGGCCCCAAACAUCUUAGAAAAUUGCUUUCAAAGCAUAUAGUUACUCUGGAUGGCAUUACAUUGGCCUCCAGUACUACUGUGAGGAACCUCGGUGUUAUCUUUGACCAGGACAUGUCCUUUAACUCACACAUAAAACAAAUCUGUAGGACUUCCUUUUUCCACCUGAGAAAUAUUGUGAAAAUCAGGAACAUCCUGUCUCAGAGUGAUGCAGAAAAACUAGUCCAUGCAUUUGUUACUUCUAGGCUUGACUACUGUAAUUCCUUAUUAUCAGGUUGUCCCAAUAGCUCUCUGAAACAUCUACAGCUGAUCCAAAACGCUGCAGCCAGAGUACUGACGAUAGUUAGCAAGAGAGAUCAUAUUUCUCCUAUAUUGGUUUCUCUUCAUUGGCUUCCUGUGAAAUGUAGAAUAGAAUUCAAAAUCCUUCUUCUGACAUAUAAAGCUCUUAACAACCAAUCUCCAUCAUAUCUUAAAGACCUGAUAGUACCAUAUUAUCCUAGCAGAACUCUUCGCUCUCAGACUGCAGGCUUACUUGGAGAAGUGACCUGUAACUUCUCUCUAAAAGUAGAAUGUGAGGCAGAGCCUUCAGUUAUCAGCUCCUCUCCUGUGGAACCAGCUCCCAGUUUGGGUUCUGGAGGUGGACACCCUCUCUAAUUUUAAAACCAGGCUUAAAACCUUCCUUUUUGACAAAUCUUAUAGUUAGGACUGACUGGGGGACCCUGAGGGGGUCAGCUGGAGUCUUCCUCUUGGACGUCCCUUAGUUCUGCCCCUAGUUCUGCUGCUAUAGGCCUAGGCUGCUGGAGGACCUCUCUGGAUGCACUGAGCCCUUCUCUAUCUACCAUUAUAUUUAAUAUAUAUAUAUAUAUAUAUACCAUUAUUGCAUUACACUCACUCUGUUUCUCCCUGUGUCCUUUCUCCGAGUGUCCCUGAUCCCAGAGCUGGAUGCUUCAGAUCUGUGGUGGUUCUCCCACCAACUGGCCUAAUCUCCAUCUGUGGGAUGCUGCUGCUGCUGACCUUCCUCCAGCCCACUGCUUCCAGCUGCCCAUUUCCAUCAAUCUACUCUGCAUCUCCCUCACUAUACUUGAUUUGCUCAUCUACAUAUUUUUGAAUUUACCACCAGCUAUAUAUGUAGUAUAUUUAAUGCCAGAGCCAUACACCAUAGCAGUAAACUAUAAUCAGUUUCCAUGUUAGUUGUACUUUGCAUGUAUCAUCUGUCUUAUCAUGCAUGUGUCAAACUGUGUUUUAUAGUCCUUGUGUCCCCCCCCACCUCUCUAUCUCUAUCCCUCUACCUCUUCCCCUCUACCUCCAUCCCUCUAUCUCUAUCUCUCUACCUCUUCUGUCCCUCUCAACCCGUCCGGCCAGCAGCAGAUGGGUCCCCCCACAUAAAGAGCCGGGUUCUGCUCAAGGUUUUUUUCCCUGUUAAAAGGGUGUUUUCCUUGCCACUGUCGCCUUUUGGCUUGCUCUGGGGUUCAGGCAUAUGGGUUCUGUAAAGCGUCUCGAGACAAUUUCACUGUAAUUGGCGCUAUAUAAAUAAAAUUGAAUUGAAAAAUUGAAUUGCAGACCUUGAA
This is a messenger RNA of Amphiprion ocellaris (clown anemonefish), 2735 nucleotides long. RefSeq lists its product as uncharacterized. The record is from RefSeq and is a predicted model, not a curated record. The transcript has 2 exons. Lineage: Eukaryota; Metazoa; Chordata; Actinopteri; Pomacentridae. The coding region runs from base 898 to 1821 and encodes 307 amino acids.